AUGUCCUCGUCGUCGCGCAAGAUCUCCUCCGAGUCGUUCAGCAGCUCGGUGGGUUCGGACUGCGGGCUCGAAAGCCCCGGGGGAGACGCGGGGGACGGCGGUUUGGAGCCGGCGGAGGAGAGCCGAGGCUGCCCCUUUUCCUCCUUCCCGUCCGCCCACAGAGCGGUGCUCUGGAACGGCCGCAGCCCCGCCGAGAGGUCGGCGUGCCCGGCGGGCGACGAGCAGCAGGCGCCCGGUGGAUCCCACAAGAGGGUCACCAGGAGGAGACGGGUGAACCUCGACUCGCUGGGGGAGAGCCUGAGGAGGCUGACCUCACCCACGACACAGACUGUUCAGGAAGCUCUGCAGCGAACUCUACAAUUCUACAGACAACAAGAGAUCAGGUGUCAGGAAGUCGGGAGUGAUGAGAGGCGAAAAGAGAGGAAAGAUGAGAAAUGCCCAUUUCUAGAAAAUUCUGGUUCAGAGGAAGAUGUCCUACAAAUCCUACAGUACAUGGGCACCAUUCUGGGAGUACCAUUCUGUGAGCUGCGAGAGCAUUUUGGAGAGGAGUUCUUUGGCCUCUGCUUCGAAGAAAAUGAACGAGUACUUCGGGCUGUAGGCGGCAACCUCCAGGAUUUCUUCAAUGGUUUUGACGCCAUUUUGGAACACAUUCGCACCUCCACAGGGCGCCGUGCUUCAUCUGAGAGUCCCUCCUUCCAGUGCAAGGAUCCCCAUGAGGAGGAGAAAGGGAGAAGAAAAUUGGACAAAGUUGGAGAUCAAGGAGAAAGACAUGGAAGAGGGAAGGUGUUGCUUCUUCAUUGUUUUAACCCUGCCCCUGUUGUCGGAUUGGUCAUGCCAGGGUUGAUCAGAGCUGUUGCCAGGCGGAUCUUUCAUUCAGAAGUUGAGGUGGAAGAAGUGCCACCGCUAACUCCCCUGAUGCCCAAUGAAGAUGCAGAACACACAGAUUGUGAUUCCACAACCCCCACUCCGACUGCGUCACCCACUGCCUCGCCCUCCUCAUCCCCGUCGCCCCCAUCACCUUUUCCAACCUCUGUUCCCACCGUUUGCCUAUCCUUCCAAAUCCAGGAGACAUGCCCUCCUUCCCUCUGUUCCCUCUCAAAUGCUGGCUCUGUGAGCACUAAACGGCCUCCUCCCUCGCUCUCCACCAACCCCAGUGAUCUGCGCAUUGGCCUGGCCACGUUUUGCCGUGCCUUUCCAUUUCACCUUGUCCUGGGGCCUCGCAUGGAGCUACUGCAGCUUGGGGAAGGACUGAGGAGACAGGCUCGUAUUGAGCCUCACCGGAGCCUCUCAUUCAGGGACUGUUUUGAGAUUGUCUCACCCAAGAUGGAGCCCUCAUUCCAGGGAAUCCUGCUGAGGCUUGCAUCCCCAUUUACCAUCCGCACCAGGCCUGACACCACGCAGACUGGCACCAAGGAGAAGGUGAUGGAGUUGAAGGGUCAGAUGAUCCAUGUGCCCGAGUCCUGCUCUCUGAUGUUUCUGGGCUCUCCACGUGUUGAUAAGCUGGAAGAGCUGAUGGGCAGGGGUCUCCAUCUGUCAGAUAUCCCCAUCCAUGAUGCCACGCGGGACGUUAUCCUGGUGGGGGAGCAGGCCAAGGCCCAGGAUGGCCUGAAGAAAAGAAUGGACAAACUCAAGGCCACAUUAGAGCGGACUCAUCAGGCGCUGGAGGAGGAAAAGAGGAGAACGGUGGAUCUCCUUUAUUCCAUAUUUCCGGGGGAUGUGGCACAGAAACUGUGGCAGGGUCAGCCAGUGCCCGCUCGCAAAUUUGAUGAUGUCACCAUGCUGUUCUCGGACAUCGUGGGUUUUACCGCCGUGUGCGCCCAGUGCACGCCCAUGCAGGUCAUCUCCAUGCUAAAUGAACUUUACACUCGCUUCGACUACCAGUGUGGCAUUUUGGAUGUUUAUAAGAUCGAAACAAUAGGUGAUGCCUACUGCGUGGCCGGAGGGCUUCACAAGAAGGUUGACAGUCACGCAAAACCAAUCGCACACAUGGCUCUGAAGAUGAUGGAGCUUUCUGAGGAAGUGCUGACACCUGAUGGGAAACCAAUCAAGCUAAGAAUAGGCAUCCAUACAGGUUCGGUGCUGGCAGGCGUGGUCGGCGUUAAAAUGCCACGUUAUUGCCUGUUUGGGAACAACGUGACACUGGCCAGCAAGUUUGAAUCAGGAAGCCAUCCGAGGUGUAUCAAUGUUAGUCCCACAACUUAUCAAUUGUUGAAAGACGACCGCUCUUUUUCAUUUGUCCCUCGUUCACGGCUGGAGCUCCCAGAAAACUUUCCCAAAGAGAUCCCAGGGACGUGUUACUUCCUGGAGGCGGGGACAUCCCACAGCCAUGCUUCACUGACCAGCUCUCGCUCUGCUCCUCCGGCCUCUAUGAGGAAAGUCUCCUACAGCAUUGGGACCAUGUUUCUAAGAGAAACAAGUUUGUAGAUUCAAUACGCACUAGGUUACACACAGAUAUUCAUCAUGUAAGCAGCUGGAUUUGAACCCAUGGAACAUGCAGGAAACCAAUUAUACAGGUCUUUGGAUAUGCAAAUGCAUUAUGUAAAAACUUCAGUUCAGACCUGUGGGAUGACC
Messenger RNA from Stegastes partitus (bicolor damselfish), 2571 nucleotides. It is a transcript of the gene gucy1a2, whose product is annotated as guanylate cyclase 1, soluble, alpha 2. Bases 1 to 2424 code for a protein of 807 amino acids. NCBI's taxonomy places the organism in Eukaryota, Metazoa, Chordata, Actinopteri, Pomacentridae. The record is from RefSeq and is a predicted model, not a curated record. Gene Ontology annotation, molecular function: heme binding; guanylate cyclase activity. The transcript has 9 exons. Gene Ontology annotation, cellular component: guanylate cyclase complex, soluble. Gene Ontology annotation, biological process: response to oxygen levels; cGMP biosynthetic process.